UUAGCCGGGCGUGGUGGCGGGCGCCUGUAGUCCCAGCUACUCGGAGAGGCUGAGAUGGGAGAAUGGCGUGAACCCGGGAGGCGGAGCUUGCAGUGAGCCGAGACUGUGCCACUGCACUCCAGCCUGGGCGACAGAGCGAGACUCCGUCUCAAAAAAAAAAAAAAAAAAAAAAAAAAAAAAUAUCUUUUUUUUUUUUUUUUCCAGUGGGUUAAUCUUAAAUAAAAUGAACAGAGCUGUUCUACUCAGGCCUGAUAAUUUUAAGAGAUGGACUAAUCAUACAAGAGAAAGGAAGUUCAUAGUUUUGAAUCAUUUAAGCUAAAAAUAACUUUUUCUACUGCAAUGUAUUUAUGAUGGGAAAAUUAAAAGUACAUAAUAAGCAAAAAUUAUAUAAAAACAGUUAUGUGGUAGUCUUCAUAAUCAGAACCUACACUGAAAUAUGGGUAUAUGAGGGUUCACAUUAGUGUCCAUACUUUGAGUGUGCUUGAAAUUUUUCGUCAUGAAAAAUGUAAAAGAUACAUAAUCCUGUCAUCCAGAGGUGAUUUUUAGAGAUUUUUUUCAGACAUAAAAAGAUCUGUAAAAACCAUGUUGUUUAUGUCUGAGAAGACCUAUAAAAUCCAUUUCUCGCUGACAGGAUUAUGUGUCUUUUUUGUUGUUGUUAUGAAAAGUUUUUUUAAAUGAAAUAAAGUUUUAUAAAUUUUCAGUAUAGUAAAAUAAACUUCCAUAAGAUUUGAGGUGAGAUAAAAGAAAGAAACAGUGUUCUAACCCUCCAAAUCAAGGUUUUUCAAACUAUGCUUAAAGAGGAAUUCUCUUAAAAUGGACUAAUUGGGCAUUUCUCAAUUUAUGGUGAAUGGAUUUUGAAAGGCUAAUGGAUAAAAUGUUCUCAAGUUGAAUUUUUCUUAAAAAUUUGGUGCCUACUCAAAAGUGCAUGAACAAGUAGCAAAAUUAAGUAGUAGGGCUUAAUUCAAAAGCUCAUGUGAUCAUAGUAUUUGAGAGUGUCUGCAUAUAAGCAUAUUGUAACUGCCCAAUGGGUUCUUCUUCCCUGCUGCCCAGGUAGAGCUGAUCUAUCAAGACAGGAGAAUUGCAAUAAGGAGUUUAUGUAUAGCUGCUAAAUGGGAGAGCCGAGUUUUAUUAUUGCUCAAAUCAGCCUCCCCAAACAUGCAGAGUCUAGGGUUUAUCAAGGAUAGUUUGGUAGGCUGGGGGCUGGGGAAUGGGUGCUGCUGGUUGGUUGGGGAUGCGGUUACAGAGGUGGGGGCCAGAGGACCAGUUGGAGUCAUCCGAAAUGCAAAAGUCUGAAAAGACAUCUCAAAAGGCCUUUUUUAGGUUCUACAGUAGUGAUACUACUUACAGGAGUAAUUGGGGAAGUUAACAAAUCUGUGACUUCCAGAAUAAUGUCUGGUUAUCAUUUAACUACCUACAUUUUAGCAGAGUUCAGGCCCCUCUCAUAAUCCUAACCUUAUAGUCUUUCAUUAGUUUUGCAAAGGUGAUUUAGUUUCAGGAAGGGCUAUUAUCAUUCUUGCUUUAAGAUUACACUAUAAACUAAAUUUCUCCCCAAGUUUGCUUGGGCUGCAUCCAGGAAUGACCAAGGGCAGUUUGGAGGUUAAAGGCAAGAUGGAGUUGAUUAGGUGAGAUCUCUUUUACAGUCAUGAUUUUCUUACUGUUACAAUCUUUGCAAAGGUGGUUUCAAUAGUUCCUGCUAAUAAAUAUGUUCCUAGGUGAUUCUACAGAGAGCAGAUUAUUCCAAAAAGAGCAUCAUGAUUUACAGACACUUAUUCUAGCUGAACUUUUUUUUUUUAAGAGACGAGUCUCUGGGUUAUUGUGGUGGCUCACACCUGUAAUCCCAGCACUUUGGGAGGCUGAGGUGGGAGAAUUACUUGAGCCCAGGAGUUGGAGACCAACCUGGGCAACAUAGUGAAACUGUGUCUGUAUUUAAAAAAAAAAAGAGGCUGGACACAGUGGCUCAGGCCUGUAAUCCUAGCACUUUGGGAGCCCAAGGCAGGCAGGUCGCAAGGACAGGAGUUCCAGGCCACCCUGGCCAACAUGGUGAAACUCCGCCUCUACUAAAAAUGCAAAAAAUAGCUGGGCGUGGUGGUGCACGCCUGUAGUCCCAGCUACUCGGGAGGCUGAGGCAGAAGAAUCACUUGAACCCAGGAGGCAGAGGUUGCAUUGAGCUGAGAUUGUGCCACUGCACUCCAACCUGGGCGACAGAGCAAGACUCCAUCUCAAAAAAAAAAAAAAAGAGAGAGAGAGACACAAGGUCUUGCUCUGUCAUGCAGGCUGGAAUGCAGUGUUGGGACUUUGGCUCACUGCAGCCUUGACCUCCUGGGCUUAAGUGAUCCUCCCACAUCAGCCUCUCGAAUAGCUGGGGCUGUGGGCAUGCUACCAUGUCCAGCUAAUUUAAAAAAAUUUUUUUGUAGAAACAAAGUCUUGCUAUGUUGCUCAGGCUGGUUUCAGACUCCUAGUCUCAACUGACCCUCCUGCCUCAGCCUCCAACAGUGCUGGGAUUAUAGGCCUGAGCACUGCACCUGGCCUCAUCCUAAGCAUUUUCAAGAAGUGUGGAGAAUAGCAGAAAAGCCAAAGAUAGUGAUACGUACAGUAAUAGAUGUAUGUACAGAGUUUUAUGACAGCAUAGGGCCUAACGAAGUUUCAGGGAAGGCAUCUGGGAGAAUGUAAUACUUGAUCAGAAAUUAAAGAAUGUGAAGGCCGGGCACGGUGGCUUACGCCUGUAAUCCCAGCACUUUGGGAGGCUGAGGUGGGCGGAUCACAAGGUCAGGAGAUCGAGACCGUCCUGGCUAACACGGUGAAACUCCUUUUCUACUAAAAAUACAAAAAAUUAGCUGGGCAUGGUGGCGGGCGCCUGUAGUCCCAGCUACUUGGGAGGCUGAGUCAGGAGAAUGGCGUGAACCUGGGAGGCAGAGCUUGCAGUGAGCCAAGAUCGCGCCACUGCACUCCAGGCUGGGCAACUGAGCGAGACUCCAUCUCAAAAAAAAAAAAAAAAAAAAAAAGAAUGUGAAGUCUAGGGAAUAGCACAUACAAAGGCAGGGAGACAGAAGAGAACAUGGCACUCUGGAGUUGCUGCAGAAAUUUCAGAGUGGUAAAAGGGAAGGAUAUUUGUGAAUCUGGUUAACUAGCCAGGAGUCUUUAAGGAAAGGACAUAACCAUGAUGCCAUGCUAAGGAGUUUGGACUUUAUUUUUUGUUUGUUGGUUGGUUUGUUUUGAGACAGAAUCUGGCUUUGUUGCCUGGUCUGGAGUGCAGUGGCUGGAUCUUGGCUCACUGCAACCUCUGCCUCCUGCACUCAAGCCAUCCUCUUACCUCAGCCUCCCGAGUAGCUGGGACUAUAGGUCCAUGCCACCAUGCUCACCUAAUUUUUGUAUUUGUUUUAGAGAUGAGGUUUCACUAUGUUGCCCCGGCUGCCCUCGAACUCCUAAGCUCAAGCAAUCCUUGGCCUCCCAAUGUACUGGGAUUUACAGGCAGGAGCCACUACAUCAGGCCUGGACUUUAUUUUGAGGAAAGGGGAAUGGGUGCUGAAAUUCCAGUAGAGGAUAACAUGAUUUUUUUUUAGACGGAGUUUCGCUGUUAUUGCCCAGGCUGGAAUGCAGUGGAAUGAUCUUGGCUCACUGCAACCUCCACCUACUGGGUUCAAGCAGUUCUCCUGCCUCAGCCUCCCGAGUAGCUGGGAUUACAGGCAUGCGGCACCAUGCCCAGCUAAUGUUUUGUGUUUUUAGUAGAGAUGGGGUUUUUCCAUAUCAGGCUGGUCUCAAACUCCCGACCUCAGGUAAUCCGCCUGCCGUGGCCUCCCAAAGUGCUAGGAUUACAGGUGUGAGCCACCAUGCCUGGCCGAGAAUAACAUGAUUUUUUUUAGAAAUCUACUUUAGUAGAAGUUAUACUACCAGAAAUAUAGAAGAUGACACAAAGUAGGAAAAAAAUGAGACAAGACUAAUUGGAAGGCUGUAGCUAAAAACCAGGAGAGAAAUGAUAAGGCUUUACUUAAGAAGUAAGGGUAGAGAGAGAAGAUGAAUUUUGAAAAGCUUGUAAAAGAUAGGCUCCACUGGACUACAGUGCAUGGGGGGUUGGGAGCCCAGGGGUGAAGAAAAGGGAAGUUUUCUGGUUGGAGUAACUAGGUGAGUGGUGGUGCCAUUAAUGAAGUUAGGAAAUUUUGGAGGCAGAGCAGGCUGAAGACAUUAAUAAAAUGAAUAUCAUGUUGAAUAUGCAUACUUCGAAGGUCCUGUGGGACCACUAGAUGUGUAUGCCCAAUAAAGUCUGUACUAGAAACGCAGAUUUAGUAGUCACAGCACCAUAAGCAGAGUGCGUGGUUCCUUAGAAGAAAGUUUAGCAAAUAAUAAGGCCUAUGGUUUCCCUACUGGGAGACAAACAGCCUUCAGAAUAUACAAAAGUCCCUGCCUUUUUGGAGCUUUAUUUUGGCAGAGAGGGGAGCAAGGGGCACAUGGGCAAUAUAAAAUAGUAAAACGUAUAGUAUAUUAAAUGGUGAAAGAAAUUCUGUGGAGACAGAUUAAGCAAGGAAGUGGGACUGAGCAUCAAAAUCAAUUAUUAGAAGGCUUGUUAAAGCUGAUUAGUGGCCCCAUACCCAGAGUUUCUGAUUAAGUAAGUUGGGAGUGGGACUAGAGAAUUUGCAAGUUCCCAUGUGAUGCUGAUGUUGCUGGUCUUUUUUUUUUUUUUUGGUGACGGAGUCUUGCCCUGUCACCCAGACUGGAGUGCAGUGGCAUGAUCUCGGCUCACUGCAGUCUCUGCCUCCUGGGUUCAAGCGAUUCUCCUGCCUCAGCCUCCUGAGUAACUGGGACUACAGGAAAACGGACGAUGUAUUACUAAGCUGGAAAACAUGGGGUUUCGAGUGGGACAAGGAUUGAUAGAAAGGUUUACAAAAGAUACUGCAAGGUUCAAGGAUGAGUUAGAUAUCAUGAAAUUCAUUUGUAAAGAUUUUUGGACUACGGUAUUCAAGAAGCAAAUCGACAAUCUAAGGACAAAUCAUCAGGGCAUCUAUGUACUUCAGGACAACAAAUUUCGCCUGCUUACUCAGAUGUCUGCAGGAAAACAGUAUUUAGAACAUGCAUCUAAGUAUUUAGCAUUUACAUGUGGCUUAAUCAGAGGUGGCUUAUCAAACUUGGGAAUAAAAAGUAUUGUAACAGCUGAAGUGUCUUCAAUGCCUGCUUCUGAGCAGAGUUGGAUAAUUGAAUUAGUUAUUCUGACAUUCUUUGGAUCGUGUCAUCUUAGUGGUUUGGGGUCAGUGCUCAUCUGAUAUAUCUUUCUUAUCACCUCUUCUACUUACUUUCUCUUACUUAAAUUAUCUGGCAUAAGCAGUUAUCUCCAGCUUUUGUUAGAACCUUGCAUGUUGAUUACUAAAACUAUACUUUGUUUCCCAUUUAUUUAUUACCCUUUUGCAUGUAUUUGUGUGACAGGGAACUCUGCAGCAGGGAGUGACUGCCACACCAAACGAGAUGUUUCACUGGGUACUCUGCCAUAGAAAUGGCAGAUUAAGAAGAUUGACUAAACCAAACAUUAUAUUAAAAACACAAAAUAAAAACUAUAAAAAUGUACUUUAGGACAUUAAAGAAAACUCAAGUUAGAAGCAUACCAUUUUGCUUUCAUGGAAGGGUACAGUAUUACAAAGAUAAUUUGUUUAACUUGAUUUAUUAAAUUCUAGUUAUGUGCCCUAUAAUGAUGUUUCAGUCAGUGACAGACCUCAUAUAUGGCUGUGGUUCCAUAAGAUUACAAUACUGUAUUUUUACUGUACCUUCUUUAUGUUUAGAUAUGCAAGUACUUACCAUUGUGUUACAGUGUCCUACAGUAUUCACUACAAUAAUAUGCUGUACAGGUUUGUAGCCUAGGAGCAAUAGGCCAUAGCUUAGGUGUAUAGUAGAUCAUACCAUCUAGGUUUGUGUAAGUACACUCUGUGACUGUACAAUUUAAAAUCUCCUAAUGAUGAUGCAUUUCUCAGAAUGUAUCCCCUUUGCUAAGCAAUGCAUGACUGCAAUCCUAAUUCUCACAUGUUUUGGGGAAAAAAUUUUAAUUUUGAAAAAAUUUAGGAAAGUUCCUACCAAAUAUACAUAUAUAAAGUUUAUUAAAAGUCAUAAUGACCCAGGAAUAGCUAAUGACACAGAGGUAGAUCAAAAUAGAACACAAUAGAGAACUUCAAAAUAAAACAGGUGUGGGAAUUAUGUGUGUGAAAAAGGUGGGUUCAAAUAAGUUGGUUUGUUAGACAUUCAUAUGCCUACCCAUCAGCCAUUUCGUUCUCCCUUCCUUGCUGACAAAGCCCCAUUUUUUUUUUUUCUUUUUUUUGGUCUAAAACUCUGUAUGGCUACCUUGUGCUGUAGAAUAGGGUGCUUCCCUAACCUAGAGAGGGUGAAUGUUGAUUAGAUUCUGUGCCAAUCAUGGUAAUUGGUUUACUUGAUCAUUUGAUGGAAUCUCGGCUAAUGAGAAAAAGGAAGCCUGAAGGUUUUGAAUAAGAAAUUUUCUGUUGCUCUUAACAAUUGAUACAAGAUAGGAAUUUGCUGGCAUCCCUCUUCUCCUUCUCAGUGAAGAUAUGUGAUAUGGAUGUUUGAAGCUAAUCUGCAACAGCCUUCUGAUGGCCAUGAAAGGACAAGUAUGGAUAUGAAAGCUAUCACACUGAGGAUAGCGGGAUGUAGAUAGAAAGCACCUGAAUUGUGCUUCUGAAUUAACCAAUCCGGGAACUGGUUUACCUUUGGACUUUUUGUUAUGUGAGAUAUUCUUUAUAUUGUUCCAUUCAUUUUGGGUAUAUGUAUAUUGUUACUUGUAGCCAAAAAGAAACCUCUCUUAGUAGGAACAAAGGGAGAGUUAGGUUAUUCAAAAAGUAGUAUGGGACAAUUGAACACCUUUUUCUGCGGGAGUAGGUGGGGAGAAACUUAAAGGUUCACUUGUAAAACAAUAAAGUACUAUAGAAAAUA
Symphalangus syndactylus (siamang) is the source of this 6918-nucleotide messenger RNA. RefSeq names its product trafficking protein particle complex subunit 6B (gene TRAPPC6B). Gene Ontology annotation, biological process: endoplasmic reticulum to Golgi vesicle-mediated transport; regulation of GTPase activity. NCBI's taxonomy places the organism in Eukaryota, Metazoa, Chordata, Mammalia, Primates, Hylobatidae. Gene Ontology annotation, cellular component: cis-Golgi network; trans-Golgi network; TRAPP complex. The record is from RefSeq and is a predicted model, not a curated record.